Messenger RNA from Lathyrus sativus (Indian pea), 1746 nucleotides. The record is from the annotation of a GenBank genome assembly. NCBI's taxonomy places the organism in Eukaryota, Viridiplantae, Streptophyta, Magnoliopsida, Fabales, Fabaceae.
AUGGUGAAAUCAGCCAUAACCACCGUUUCCAUAGAAAUUCUAUUUCUGUUAUUUUUCACCUCAACAUUCUUUAACUCUUCCCAUGCUUCUCCAACACAAGAACAAGAUUCUUACUCUGAAGAACAACAUAAAGAAAAACCACCGAGUUACCUAAAAAUGGUAUCAAACGCAAGCGAGUUUCCGUUAGAAGAUUACUACGACUACAUCAUAGUCGGCGGCGGAACCGCUGGUUGUCCAUUAGCCGCCACACUCUCACAAUCCCAUCGCGUUCUCAUUCUCGAACGAGGCGGAAUCAGCUAUGGAAGACCUAGUUUAAUGAACCAAGAAGGUUUCUUGAACACACUCUUGAGCGCAAACGCAAACAACGUUAACAACGAUGAUUCGCCGGCUCAGUCAUUCGUUUCGGAAGACGGCGUACUCAAUGCUCGUGGCCGCGUUCUCGGCGGAAGCAGCGCGAUCAAUGCCGGAUUCUACAGUCGUGCCGAUCGUGAGUUUUUUACAAAAUCUGGUUUGCUUUGGGAUUUAAAGCUUGCGAACGAAUCGUACGAAUGGGUUGAAAGAGAGGUCGUGUUUCGUCCUGAAUUGAAAACGUGGCAAUCCGCUGUUCGUGAUGGUCUUCUAGAAGCUGGUGUGGGUCCCUAUAACGGUUUCACGUUAGAUCACGCUAGAGGAACGAAAAUCGGUGGGUCCACUUUUGAUACUUCAGGUAAACGACAUAGUUCAGCGGAUCUUUUACGAUAUGCACGACAUUCCAAUCUCCAAGUUGCCGUUUACGCCAGUGUCGAACGACUCCUUCUAGCAUCAUCUUCAUCUUCUUCGUUUUCCUCUCCAAAUUCCCCAACAACAUCGAGUUUAUCAGCUAUUGGUGUUCUCUAUCGUGAUGAAAACGGUAAAUAUCAUCACGCUAUUUUGAAAGAUCGAGGUGAAGUGAUUCUUUCAGCAGGGGCAAUUGGUUCUCCACAGCUUCUACUUCUCAGUGGAAUUGGACCUAGACCUUAUCUUUCUUCAUGGGGAAUUCCAGUUGCUCAUCAUUUACCUUAUGUAGGUCAUUUUCUAUAUGAUAAUCCACGUAACGGAAUCACGUUUCUACCGUCGGUUCCUCUUGAACAUUCUCUCAUUGAGGUUGUAGGUAUCACAGAUUCAGGUGCUUACAUUGAAGCUGCUUCUAAUGUUGUUCCGUUUUCGACACCGCAACAAAUGCUUUUCAUCCGUCCGCCUGCUUCGCCGCUUUACUUAACGGUUGCAACGCUGAUUUCAAAGAUUUCAGGACCGGUUUCUGCUGGGUUUCUUCGAUUAGCUUCGACGGAUGUUAGGUUUAAUCCAAUUGUUAGGUUUAACUACUUUACCAAUGCUGUUGAUGUUGAGAGAUGUGUUAAUGGAACCAGAAAACUAGGGGAUGUUCUUAGGAGUAGAGCAAUGAAUGAUUUCAAGUUUAGGAAUUGGUUAGGGGUUAGAGAUUUUAGGUUUAUUGGACCUGCUUUGCCUAAUGAUCAAACGAAUUAUGUUGAAAUGGCUAACUUUUGUAGAAGGACGGUUAGUACUAUAUGGCAUUAUCAUGGUGGAUGUGUUGUUGGUAGGGUUGUUGAUUCUCAUCUUAAGGUCAUUGGAAUUGAUUCUCUUAGAAUUGUGGAUGGUUCUGUUUUUAGUGUUUCACCUGGAACUAAUCCUCAAGCUACACUGAUGAUGCUUGGAAGGUAUUUUGGGCUCAAGAUAAGAAGAGAAAGGGAAAAAUAUAGUGAUCAGUGA